AUGACUGAGUCAACGCCAUCGUCAACAGAAGCAUUAUAUCACCCAGAGUCGGAUGUUGAGGAUUUGGAAGGGUAUAGACCCGGCGGUUACCAUCCAACCCUCAUUGGCGACACCUUUUGCGAUGGGCGCUACACUGUAGUUCACAAGCUUGGUUCUGGCGGUUAUUCCACAAUCUGGCUUGCCCAUGACAAACAGCUUCAACGUUAUGUAUCACUGAAGAUACUGGUUGCAGGAGCUUCACAGAAUACACAUGAGAGUAAAAUUCUCCAGUUGCUCUCAAAAAGCAAUCUGAAUUGUUCUGGAAAGCAAUUCAUACCCACACUGUCCCACCAGUUCUCAUUUGAUGGCCCUAAUGGACAUCACCAAUGCUUGGUUGGGGUUCCUACUGGCUGCAGUGUAGCAAGUUCCAAGGAAAACAGUACAAAUUUCAUGUUUCCCCCUGAUGCUGCCAGAUCUCUGGCCGCACAGCUCAUUAUGGGUUUGGCUUAUUUGCAUUCAAAUGAUGUAUGUCAUGGAGAUCUCCACCUGCACAACUUUCUCCUUCGUGCCCCGAGCUUCGACCAUCUAAGCACAACGGAACUAUAUGAGUGCCACGGCAAACCGUAUGAAGUCCCUGUUCGGCGGCUUGAUGGAAAGCCGCCCACACCACAUGCACCGCCCCGCGCCACUUACUCCAUGAUUUGGAGAAUGCCCGCGAAUGAAGUGGCUGAUCCUGAGAUCCUCAUCUCAGACUAUGGAACAUCUUUUAUCACUUCACAGACACCAUCUCCAACUCUACACACACCAGCUCUGUAUGCUCCACCAGAAGAAUUUUUCAAUGAACCCAUCACAAUCCCCAAAGCAGCUGACAUCUGGACACUGGGAGUUGUUCUGUAUGAUGCUGUGGGUGAACGCCCAUUAUUUGAAACCUUUGCAUGGGACCCGGAUGACAUCAUUGCUGAGAUGGUCAACACACUGGGUGAUAUGCCUGCAAGAUGGUGGGCUGCUUGGGCUAACCGCUCUGAAUUCUUCAACUCAGAUGGUUCAUGGAUCUCCAACUUUCAGCGCAUCAGCACGCCUGAAUUCCGGCGUCUGCAUCAGCGUAUGUGGGACAUGGGUCGGGGUGAGACACCGGAGACUUGUCAAUGGGAUGUUGCUGGUGGAGAGUUCAAAGCCCUGGAGGAUAUGCUGAGAUCUAUGAUGACAUUUGAACCAAUAGAAAGACCAACCGCGAAACAGCUCUUGGAGUCGGAGUAUAUCGUGAAGUGGGCGAUGCCAGCGUGGGAGAGGCAGAUGGAACGGAAGAGCGCCUUGACUAAACAUUGA
Messenger RNA from Histoplasma capsulatum G186AR, 1305 nucleotides. RefSeq names its product protein kinase. Lineage: Eukaryota; Fungi; Ascomycota; Eurotiomycetes; Onygenales; Ajellomycetaceae. The record is from RefSeq and is a predicted model, not a curated record. Gene Ontology annotation, biological process: spliceosomal complex assembly; regulation of mRNA processing; protein phosphorylation. Gene Ontology annotation, molecular function: ATP binding; protein kinase activity. The coding region runs from base 1 to 1305 and encodes 434 amino acids. The transcript has 2 exons.